Molecule: messenger RNA, 1775 nt
Organism: Mercurialis annua (annual mercury)
Lineage: Eukaryota; Viridiplantae; Streptophyta; Magnoliopsida; Malpighiales; Euphorbiaceae
Product: fatty acyl-CoA reductase 3-like
Exons: 10
Coding region: 83-1642 (519 amino acids)
Biological process (GO): suberin biosynthetic process; long-chain fatty-acyl-CoA metabolic process
Cellular component (GO): intracellular membrane-bounded organelle
Molecular function (GO): alcohol-forming very long-chain fatty acyl-CoA reductase (NADP+) activity
Source: RefSeq, a predicted model, not a curated record
AGCAUGGAAAUAUAUUAUAAUAAACAAUUUACGUGCACUCUACCCUAUAAGUGAAUCCCUCUUCAUAAUUUGGCCAAAGCACAUGAAAAUUAACCAAAAAAACACAAAACUUCAUCUCUCUCUCUCUAUCUCAAUUUCUGCAACUUUCAUAUUAUUUGCAAAAAUGGAGUUUGGAAGUAUUCUCCAGUUUAUUGAAAACAAGAACAUUUUGGUCAUUGGUGCAACUGGGUUUUUAGCAAAGAUUUUUAUAGAGAAAAUAUUGAGAGUGCAACCAAAUGUGAACAAACUGUAUCUUCUUUUAAGAGCUGCAGAUGCUAAGUCUGCUUCUCAACGCUUGCAAAAUGAGCUGUUGGGGAAGGACUUAUUUAGAGUUGUGAGAGAAAAAUGGGGAUCAAAUCUGAACUCUUUCAUUGCUGAAAAAAUAGUUCUUGUGCCUGGUGACAUAGCUUGUGAUGUGGGCUUGGGAGUGAAGGAUCCCGAUUUGAGGGAUGACAUGUGCAGAGAUUUAGAUGUUAUUGUUAAUUUAGCUGCAACAACAAACUUUGAUGAGAGAUAUGAUGUGGCACUUGGUCUCAACACUAUGGGUGCUAAGAAUGUCUUAUGCUUUGCCAAGAAAUGUGUUAAACUCAAAGUUCUUGUUCAUGUUUCCACUGCAUAUGUUUGUGGAGAAAAGGCAGGACUGAUUUUGGAGAGCCCGUGUAAAAUUGGAGAGACACUGAAUGGUAUUUCAGGGCUAGACAUUGAUGAAGAGAAAAAGUUGGUUGAUGAUAAAUUAAAUCAACUCCAAGCUGAAGGAGCUUCUGAUCGUGAAAUCAAAGAUGCCAUGCAACAAAUGGGCAAUCAAAGGGCAAAUAUGUAUGGAUGGCCAAACACAUAUGUAUUUACAAAGGCAAUGGGAGAGAUGAUUGUAGGACAUCUUAAAGACAAUCUGUCUGUAGUAAUCUUACGUCCCACAAUUGUAACCACUACUUACAAAGAACCCUUCCCUGGUUGGGUCGAAGGGGUCAGGACUAUUGACAGUUUGGCAGUUGGUUAUGCCAAAGGAAGAUUGACAUGCUUUCUUGGUGAUAUUAAUGGAAUAGUUGAUGUGAUACCCGCGGACAUGGUGGUGAAUGCAAUAAUAGUGGCGAUGGCAGCUCAUGCAAAUGGAGCAUCAGAGAAUGCAAUUUAUCAAGUAGGUUCGUCAGUAAAAAAUAGUGUAAGAUAUAGUAAUCUUCAAGAUUAUGCAUUUUACUACUUCACAAACAAACCAUGGAUCGGUAAAAAUGGCAAGCCCGUGAAGGUCGGCAAGGUUAAAGUCUUGAACAGUAUGGCUAGCUUCCAUAGAUACAUGGCUCUCCGUUACUUGCUUCUGCUCAAGGGACUAGAAGUGGUAAACACAGCAUUUUGCCAUUAUUUUGAGGGGCUGUACAGUGAUCUUAAUAGAAAGAUCAAGUUUGUGAUGAGAUUAGUGGAGCUUUACAGGCCCUACUUGUUCUUUUGUGGAGUAUUUGAUGACAUGAACACGGAAAGAUUGCGAAUGGCAGCUAAAGAGAAUGGUACGGAGACUGAUUUGUUCUAUUUCGAUCCAAAAUCCAUUAAUUGGGAUGAUUACUUCACAAAUAUUCAUAUUCCUGGUAUUGUAAAAUAUGUUUUUAAAUGAUAGAUAAUGGGCAAAAAUACAUUUAUUUAACAUUUAAGUUGUUUUGUUUCCAAUAAAGUUGUAUUCACAUUUAAUAUUUUACUGUUUUAACUUUUAACCUUAUUGAUAGCCAUAAAAUUACGGCUAUUUUCUA